Molecule: messenger RNA, 2238 nt
Organism: Eremothecium cymbalariae DBVPG#7215
Lineage: Eukaryota; Fungi; Ascomycota; Saccharomycetes; Saccharomycetales; Saccharomycetaceae
Gene: GID11
Product: Gid11p
Exons: 1
Coding region: 1-2238 (745 amino acids)
Molecular function (GO): protein binding
Source: RefSeq, a predicted model, not a curated record
AUGACAAUCCAGAGUGUCUCAGGGACGGUUUCUGGGGACGAUGACAUCGUUACAGGGUCGGAUAAGGUAUAUCAGAAUUAUUUGAUGCCUACGUUGAAGUUAUACGAUGCUAAGGUAUCAGUAAAUCAUUGGCAGUUGAGAGACUGUGUUAAGUGUUCUAGUACGAGCCCUGGAAAUGUGUACUAUAUUUAUGACCAUUCUAUUAGAUCGUUGGAUACUAGGUCAAGCUCGGUUGAACUUCGGAAUGAAAAGUUAGAAAGGAGGAAGAAGCGAGGGUCUAUAGUUAGUGAGAUGCCUCAGUUUGGUCAGUUGAGGGAUUAUCAUGUACCUUCGGAGAUGGUAGUGCAGUUUGAUUAUAUGCCCAGAUGUUUCCGUGAGAAUGGUGGCUUGAUAGCAUGUGGGGGUCUUAUAGGGCCGGAUGAUCUGGGGAGCAAGCUGAGUCGAGUUUCUGUGCAGUCGGACGGGGAUAAUGGAGAUUCAGGAGAUCCUUCGUCGGUAGGGCAUUCGACGACGACGGCAGCAGCAGCAACAGGUGGCGGUGGCAGUGGUGUGUUAACACCGUCACAUGUGGAACCGAUUCAGUUGGCUAAUGGGAACAUCCUUGCGGACUACAGCUUUUAUGGGAACCAGCUGUCAUGGAAGGGUAUUCUCGAAUUAUAUAAUAUAGAGAAUGGCGUUUCGUUGACUUAUAAGCUAGGCCAGUACAUCAAUAAUUGUGUUGAGUUGUAUCAACGGACAUCACAACAAUACGAUUUGUACACCUGUAACAACGAUUGCCAUAUGUAUCAAUGCGAUGUGAGUAACCGUGGAGUGGAGUUGAUGAGGCGGUUUUCCGAUCUCAAGUUCGCCUUAAAUAACGCGUCCAUUUCUCACGAUGGAAAGACUAUGGUUGUAUCCGGCGAUUCUAACAAGUUUGCUGUAUAUCAGCAGAAUAAUUUAAGUGGUUGUUUCUCCUUACAGUACGAUGCAGCACCAGAAUGGGGGUCUAAGUGGUCUAGAACCAAACGCAUACCACGUUACGCUCUAAUGGAUAGAUCCGAAUACAUUGAUCGCAUAUAUGAUUCCCCUGGUGGUGAUAAUGGCUUCUAUACGAGCUACAGUGAAAGCGACCUCCAGAUGGCUACAAUCUUUCAAAAUGGCUUGUGUCUGGUUUAUGAUAUGAGAAAGAUGGAAACACCACUAGCUGAAAUAUCAUCGACUAGAAGGCACGCUCAAAAUGGAUCAUUUAGAGUGUGUAAGUUUAGUCAAUCCUUUGAUGACUUGUUGUUCAUUUCGGAACAUCAGAGUCAUGUCCAUGUUGUGGAUACAAGGAAUCUAAUGAACCAUCAAGUUAUUGUAAUUCCAGACAAAAUCAAAAAUGUCGAUGAAGGAAAUGAGCUGUCUAGCAGUAAUACUGGUGUUACCUCUGUGACCAGAAGAAAUAGCUCCCCUGCGCCAAAUGAUCCAUGUGUUACGUUAGCCAGUAAAAUUCCACUACGAAGUUUGGAACCAGAAGUUUUACCUUAUCCAAAAGUUGCCCAAUAUUCGAAUUCCCCUCCAAAUGCAUCUUCAGAUGAAGACACCGCGGGCCCUGUUGGCUCAAAUUUCAUUCGAAAUAGAAGAAGACGUACAUCAUUUAGGGUUAGGCGCUAUUCCACGAGUGCUUCUGCUGCAUUUAAUACACGAAGAUCUCUAGAAGACAUUGAUCCUACUAUCUUAGACCACCAUUAUACUCAACAAAACUAUCGUGCGGUGGAUAAUUACAAUUAUGUUAAUGAUCACGCCUCUAGAUCCUCUUCGACUGACCAUCAUAGAGCGGGUGGUUUGGCUAGGUCCAGGAGAAACACAAUGGCGAUCGACGAUGUAAUUGAAGAUGACACCUUAGAAGAAGAUAAUGAUGUUGAGGAGGAAGAUCCAAUGGGGUACGCUGAUGCCUAUAAUGAUAUUAAUGAUGUUACACAUGCUUCUCAUUUCCGUUUCGAUAGCAUACCUACCACGUCACCUCAUCGCGAUGAUGUCUCUAUGUCCCUAGCAAAUAUGUUAAACAGGAGAGAAAGUGCAUCCACCAGAUCUGCAAGGCUGCCUGUGUAUUCAACAAAUAUGGGAUCGGAUUAUUUUGAAGAGAAUAGUAUCUCUGGCAUCGACUGGGUCCAAGAUCAAGAAGGUAGUUCGUUGAUAAUAGGCACUGAUUAUGGUAUAAUUAAGUGGAAUAUCAACUCCUGGGCUAGAAGAAGUUUUCCUUGUUACGAUUUUUGUUGA